This is a messenger RNA of Drosophila serrata, 2140 nucleotides long. RefSeq lists its product as uncharacterized. NCBI's taxonomy places the organism in Eukaryota, Metazoa, Arthropoda, Insecta, Diptera, Drosophilidae. The record is from RefSeq and is a predicted model, not a curated record.
CUUAAGCCGCUCGCGCAAAUUUGGUCGACCACCACUGCUCGGAUGUCCAGAGCCCUGUAAAGGUCACGAUGUGGAUAUUUAGCAAGCUCGAAACGAGGUUGAGAUAUAAAGGGGAGCAGGGGCGGGCUGUCGAAAGUGUGGUGGGAAUUUAGGAUCGGUCAACACGUACAUGAUCUACCGUAUAUAUUUUAAUAACAAGGUGUAUAACGCCCAUACAUAAAGAUUUGCAAUCAAGCGCACAACUCUUAAAAAAAAUUAAUAGAUUACCCUUCAUUGUGUGGUAAUUGCGUACAUCUUCUGGCGUUACAAAUCUUAUUAUAAGGUGUUUGGUGUAACCCGUCUUCCUACAGUUUGGCCAAUCGACUUGCCUUUUUUAAAACAUUCAUGCUAUGAAUAUUAUUUUACGAGUUCAUCCAAGAUAUCUUAUUGCCUGUGGAGGCCAAGACAAGGCCUACGGUCAAGAAGUACUAGGUUGAUUCAUGGCAAGGAUGACUAUUUCUACUUUCAGUGCUCACUAGAUUGGGUCACGCAGCCGAGAGGCCGCAUUAGCUAAAUUUUUUUCAGCAUAGCAACAGAACAAAGAAGGCGUGCAUAAACAGGAUCCAAGAGAUCCAAACAGUUCAUUCGUUAUUUUUUCGAGCUGUUGGCAACACCGCCGAACCUGCGCUCUGUUGGUGGUGAAAACAGGACAAACAAAGGGACAAUAAAUAACAAGCCAAACUGGAAUGGGCCACAACACAACAAUUGUCUCUAGCCGCCUCUAGCGGCAUCGAUUUUGAGGGGAACACAUCCACAGCUACAUUCGCAGGACACUCACGGGGAUUUACGUGUGCGGAAAGAAGCGGCGCGGAACGCAAGCGAAGGCAGAACGAGUCUAGCUCGUUUUGCGGAUCCAGUUUUGAUGUCCUCUGACAGACGCUUCUAUUUCGCAGCGGACCUCGGAUAUAAUGCCACAGCCGAAGUGGAGGACAAUGAGGGCGGCGGGCUGUAUCCGUCCAUCUGCAAGGACAGGAUCGAGGAUAAGGGAAACAAUAACGAAGCGGAUGUGACAGUGGAAGCAGACAAGGACGACCAGGACCAGGACGCGGACGACUCAGAAUUCCUACAGGACGUGCCGUACUCCUCGAGUAGUAUCGAUCGCAGCUCGGUGGGCUCCAUCCCGUGGGCGGACGACGCCAUUAAGAAAAAUUUGCUGGACUGGGAGCGGGUGGAGCGACUGCUGAGCGGGGAGGAGCCGCUGCCAGAUCAGGAACCGGAGCUGCGCAACGAGAUAGCCGACUGGCAGCGCAAGUUUCCUAGCUUGCUGGGAGGUCGGACGCGUCCGAUGCGUCACCACAGUUUCGAUAGCCAGGCGAGGGAGGACAUAGACUCGAUGUCCAAUCUCAGUCUUAACUCCUUGGACGACGAUGACGAUGAGGAGGCGGAGGAUGGCUUCCUUACGCCCACGGCCGAGAUACAGCAGCGGCAUCAUCAGCCUGUAUCCCGCUCGUAUCUGCGUCCCAGCCAAAAGAAACUGGUGGAUUUGCUCGAUAGGGAUCUGCGUGUUACCUCCGUCUCUGUAAAACUUCUUAAACGACAACGCAGCCAGCAGCACCAACCUCAGAUGCCGAUCUCGGCCACGACGCAGUCCUCGGCCCGCCUGCGGAUGCCGCCCAUUCUAAACGUACUGGACACCAACCGACGCUUCAGGGGAUUGCUCAACAACCGCAGCUUCGUUCAGCUAACCCAGGUGCAGCAAAAGGAGCAACAACAGCACCAGGCCAAGUCUGCUGUCCUGCCCCACCAGGGCAAUCGCUCCGCCUGGCACAUGCCUAUGGCCGCCAGUCGCUUCUUCAACAACAAGAACGCAAUUGUGCUGCCCUCGCUCAACCUAGGCAGGCAUAGGGAGCUGACCACCACCACGGCCACGUCCAGCCAGAGCAACUCAAGCGGCGGCGGCGGUCACAACAGUCACGGACACAGCAACAGUUCCUCCAACCGCUCAACGCUGCAUCCCUUCGGACUGACCAGCGUCUCGAGCAACACGCCAUCGACGGGGCGGUCCAUAUCAGCAGCAGUGCAUCAUCCACGCUCCGAGUUUGCGCCGAGCAGUGCCUUCUACAUACCCUACAGUGCCUCAAAAUUCAAAGCCUUUAAGUAA